UUUAUCCCCCCAAAGGAUAUCCAUUUGGUGGUUAAUGGUAGCCCGCACUUUUCAAGCAGAUAAAAUCAAUACAGCCCAAAACUUCUUCACUUGAGAACUACUAUGGCAAUCACUGCAAAGUUCAAUGGAGUAUUUGAAGCUCCACCUUCAAUUCCUAAGUUGCGCCGGGUCGAGAAAACUGCGAGAAAAUCGACAAUUACAUGCUUUUUUGGCAAGGAAAAGGAUGAAUUCGAAGACAACAAAGUGCACACAACAAGAAGAUUGGCAAUAGGCCUUGCUUCAAUUGCACUCUUUGGAAAUACAAGCAUUAGAGUUUCUCUUGCAGAGGACAAUGGAUUUUGGCUCACAGGACCUUUACCAGUACCCUCUGUUAACAACAAAAUUAACAAUGAAGAGACAGGAACUCGGUCUUUUCUCAAGAAAGGAAUAUACAUAGCAAAUAUUGGAACUAAAGGGAGAAUGCACAGAUUGAAACGUUAUGCUUUCGAUCUCAUAGCGUUGGGAGAUAUGAUAGGACAAGAUACUUGGAAUUACAUAAGAAAAUAUCUGCGCCUUAAGUCGACAUUUAUGUACUACGAUUUUGAUGAAGUAAUCUCCGCAGCACCAGCAGACGAUAAGAAAUCUCUUACAGAACUUGCUAAUCGUUUGUUCAACAAUGUUGAAAAGCUUGAAGAUGCAGUGAAAAAGCAGAAUCUUCCUCAGACAGAGUCAUAUUAUGCAGAUACAACUUCAAUUCUCCAAGAGGUUAUGAAUCGAAUGGCAUAAAUGUACAACAGGUGCAUCUUUCAAAUUAGAUGCAUUUCAAAAAGCAGUUAAGUAAGAACGUAGAUUUCAUUUUGAAUAAUUUUCCCAUUCAAUUACAGAUUGCAUUUGAUUUUAUGCAACAAAUUUGUAGAGAACAUUAAAUAUCCAGUGUCAAUGAUACAAAGGCAAUAUAGUCUUUACAUACAAAUCACACGUGGAUGCUGUUAGUAGGGCCUUUUUUUCUUGUUAAUGCCAUUGAAAUACGAAUAA
Olea europaea var. sylvestris is the source of this 1014-nucleotide messenger RNA. RefSeq names its product photosynthetic NDH subunit of lumenal location 3, chloroplastic-like. Bases 103 to 765 code for a protein of 220 amino acids. Gene Ontology annotation, cellular component: photosystem II; extrinsic component of membrane; photosystem II oxygen evolving complex. Gene Ontology annotation, biological process: photosynthesis; photosynthetic electron transport chain. Gene Ontology annotation, molecular function: calcium ion binding. NCBI's taxonomy places the organism in Eukaryota, Viridiplantae, Streptophyta, Magnoliopsida, Lamiales, Oleaceae. The record is from RefSeq and is a predicted model, not a curated record. The transcript has 3 exons.